GCAGAGCCAUACUGCCGAUCACUCUCCGUGUUUUGCAGCCUACACCCGACUUUUCCCAAGAACCUGCCACAAGCGGAGAUGGAGAUGGACCCGUUUGCCCUGACAGUAGCAGCGGAAGAAGAGGUGACUACAAAACCCGCCCUUAAACAACAGAGAAGAAAAAAGAAGAAGAUAGAGAUGGACAAUGAGGGGAGGGGACAGGCCAGCAUGUAUAACACACUUAACCAGCAAUAUGAGGAGAAAGUGCGCCCCUGCAUUGACCUCAUCGACUCCCUGCGCUCCCUGGGUGUGGAGAAGGACCUGGCGCUGCCUGCCAUCGCCGUGAUUGGCGACCAAAGCUCGGGGAAGAGCUCUGUGCUGGAGGCGCUGUCAGGAGUGGCUUUGCCAAGAGGAAGUGGUAUUGUGACAAGAUGUCCUCUUGAGUUGAAGAUGAAAAGAACAACUGAAGGAGAAACGUGGCAAGGGACAAUAACCUACACUGCAAAGAAGCAGCCUGAGGGGCACUUUAACCAUCACGUAGACAUUGAGGAUCCUUCAUAUGUGGAACAUCUCAUUGAGCAAGCCCAAAAUGACAUGGCUGGGCACGGUGCAGGGAUCAGUGAGGACCUCAUCAGUCUUUCGAUUGCCUCUCCUGAUGUUCCAGACCUGACACUCAUCGACCUGCCUGGCAUCGCCAGGGUGGCAGUCAAGGGCCAGCCACAGGACAUUGGAGAAAAGAUUAAGAAAAUGAUUCAGAAAUUCAUCAAAAAACAAGAAACCAUCAGCUUGGUGGUUGUCCCAUCCAAUGUUGACAUAGCAACCACAGAGGCUUUGAAGAUGGCACAGGAGGUGGAUCCUGAUGGAGAGAGGACUCUGGGUAUCCUGACCAAGCCUGACCUGGUUGACAAAGGCACAGAGGCAACAGUGGUGAAGACUGUGCAUAAUGAGCUCAUUCCCCUGAAGAAGGGCUACAUGAUUGUCAAGUGCAGGGGCCAGCAAGAGAUUCUGGAUCGAGUCUCACUGAGUGAGGCCAUGGAGAGGGAGAAGACCUUCUUUGAGGAACAUGCAUACUUUAGCAUACUGCAUGAUGAGGGUCAAGCCACCAUUCCCAAAUUGGCUGAAAAGCUAACUCUUGAGUUGGUGAAUCACAUCCAGAGAUCCCUUCCUCAGCUGGAAGAACAGAUAGAGAAGAAACUCAACAACACACAAAGUAGGCUAACUAAGUGUGGCGCUGGACCUCCACAGGACCCAUCAGACAAAGUCUACUUUUUCAUUGACAAAGUGACAGCAUUUACUCAAGACGCCAUCAGCCUUGCUGCAGGGGAUGAACUACAAUGUGAGGCCAACCUCAACAUCUUCUCUAAGCUCAGAGAUGAGUUUGGGAAGUGGAAGAACCUGCUAGACAGUAAUGGAUCAAACUUCAGCAGGAAGAUUGAGAGAGAGGUGGCUACCUAUGAGCAGAAGUAUCGUGGAAGAGAGCUGCCAGGGUUCAUCAACUACAAGACCUUUGAGACGAUGAUGAAGGAGCAGAUCAAACAGCUUGAAGAGCCUGCUGUCACAAAACUCAAGGAUGUGGCAGAUCUCGUGAAGAACGGGUUCAUUCAGCUGGCUCAGUGCAGUUUUGUCGGAUUUCCCAACCUCUUCAAAGCAGCUAAGGCAAAAAUUGAGCUCAUCAGAAAGGAGAAGGAGGUGACAGCAGAGGCCAUGCUGAGGACCCAGUUUAAGAUGGAGCUGGUCGUUUACACUCAGGACAGUACAUACAGCCGCAGUUUGAAGAGGAAAAGGGAAGAUGAGGGAUCUGUACCGGGGUUUAAAACUGUGAACUAUCAGGACAACGAGGCUACCCUGAAGGAGAUGAUGCUGCACCUGAAAUCCUAUUACCUAAUUGCUAGCCAACGUCUGGCUGACCAGAUCCCUCUGGUGAUCAAGUACCUGAUGCUGCAGGAGUCUGCUGCCCAGCUGCAGAGGGAGAUGCUGCAGAUGAUUCAGAAGAAGGAGAACGUGGAGCUCAUGCUUGAUGAGGACUUCCGUGUAAACACAGAGAGAAAAACUCUUCAGAGUCGCCUCAACCGCCUCAGAAAGGCUCGUGUUUUGUUGACCGAGUUUGAGUAUGGCCAGCUCAGCUGAGCAGGGCAAGUUUUCAAGACCAAAUGUCUCACUGAAGGCGAUACUUAAAAUUUUGUUACAGUCGGUCUUUGUAGUGUUCAUAUUUUUGUCAUACCCAUACUCGGACAGCAAUUUAUUUUGUGUGAAAGAAAAACAGUGGAGCCAGUAGUUUCAUAUAUUUUUACUGUAAGACAAUGUGCCUACAUUCAACCUGCUUUUUUUAAAUUUUGCUUAAUUCCAGUUCUGAUUAUUUUACUGGCAUUCAUUUGCACCUGCUUUUCUUGUACUUUAAACUGCAUAGACAUAUAAUAGAUCAUGUUAUUUAUAACUGAGUGUGUUUUAAAGUGACUGUUACUUCUGCUGGGACCAACCUGUGUGUUAACUGGCAUCAUUAAGAAUGGCUGUUUGAUUUUAUAAUCCUUUAUGUGCUGUAGGCUUGGGUGAUCUUUCCUCACACUCCAUUCCCUGACUUGAAUGUCAAGACAAGGGGUGCUGGUCUGUUCUACAUCAUAUUCAGCUGUAGCUUUGGUGGUAUUAUAACUUCAGCUUUUAUAACUAUUAAAACUAUAGCUGUCUCCACUUGGGAAAAAAAAUAACUGAAGUCACUAAACCCAGUGCAAUUUAAUGAACUGUGUCAUGACAAAAUAAGAGACUUACAUCACAAACCUAAUGUUCAAAUUAUCUCACACAGUGUUUACAGUCCACAGGGGUGCAAGGCAAAAUGUUAAAGUAAUUUCUCCUCUGCAAAAAUGCUUCCUUCAAUCACAAACUUCAUUGUGCACAAACAAAUUUUAGAUGUAAUUUCUCCUUAUAAUGAAAAUGUAAAUAAUUCAAAUUAAUUUGGAAAUCUUGGUGUCUGCUGUCUUUAAGUUAUGAAUUAAAUAUCUACUGAUUGCA
Molecule: messenger RNA, 2982 nt
Organism: Myripristis murdjan (pinecone soldierfish)
Lineage: Eukaryota; Metazoa; Chordata; Actinopteri; Holocentriformes; Holocentridae
Product: interferon-induced GTP-binding protein Mx3-like
Exons: 15
Coding region: 79-2106 (675 amino acids)
Biological process (GO): defense response to virus; synaptic vesicle budding from presynaptic endocytic zone membrane; receptor internalization
Cellular component (GO): microtubule; nucleus; cytoplasm
Molecular function (GO): GTP binding; GTPase activity; microtubule binding
Source: RefSeq, a predicted model, not a curated record